Molecule: messenger RNA, 885 nt
Organism: Glycine soja
Lineage: Eukaryota; Viridiplantae; Streptophyta; Magnoliopsida; Fabales; Fabaceae
Exons: 3
Coding region: 1-885 (294 amino acids)
Molecular function (GO): nucleic acid binding; RNA-DNA hybrid ribonuclease activity
Source: RefSeq, a predicted model, not a curated record
AUGCAUAUAAAAUUCCCUGAUGAGGAUAUCAUGACCUUGUUUGAGGAGGAGGUCGAGAAUGAGGACCGGGAUAAGUGGAUCAUGUGGUUCGACGGUGCAUCUAAUGCACUAGGACAUGGAAUUGGGGCAGUAUUAGUUUCCCUAGACAAACAAUAUAUACCUUUCAUGGCUAGGUUGGGCUUCAAAUGCACAAACAACAUAGCGGAGUACGAGGCAUGUGCCCUUGGGAUCCGAGUAGUAAUCGACUUUAGGGUCAAGUUACUCAAGGUAUACAGGGACUCGACAUUGGUAAUUCAUCAGUUGAAGGGUAAAUGGGAGACCAGACGCCACAAAUUGGUGCCUUACCAGGCUUACAUUAGGAAAUUGAUGGAACUCUUUGAUGACAUAUCAUUUCAUCACAUUCCUAGAGAGGAAAAUCAGAUGGUCGAUGCCCUUGCCACUCUAGCGUCCAUGUUCCAACUAAGCCUGCAUGGAGAUUUGCCGUACAUCGAAUUCAGAUGUCAUGACAAGGAAUACCCACCUGAGGCCUCUAACAACGACAAGAGGACGUUACGAUGGUUGGCGACCGAUUUCCUCCUAAGUGGAAAUAUGUUGUACAAGAGGAACCAUGACAUAGUACUGCUUUGGUGUGUGGAUGCAAGAGAGGCUGAACAGAUGCUAAUAGAGGUGCAUGAGGGAUCCUUUGGUACACAUGUCAAUGGGCAUGCCAUGGCCCGUAAGAUUCUGAUAGCGGGGUAUUACUGGCUCACAAUGGAGAACGAGUGUUGCGUUCAUGCAAUGGCUCCAAAGAAGCUCCUCACUAAAAGGGCAAGGAAGGACACCGCAGGGGAGGGAUCCAGUGCAGCUCCACAAGCAGAAAUUGAGUUUGACGGACUCCAUUUCUGA